Messenger RNA from Anisakis simplex (herring worm), 327 nucleotides. NCBI's taxonomy places the organism in Eukaryota, Metazoa, Nematoda, Chromadorea, Rhabditida, Anisakidae. The record is from the annotation of a GenBank genome assembly.
ACGGUGAGCACUGCAAAGACUGUGAAACCGCGUGAAUCUGCAUACAAGGAACUUGGUCUUGCGAAUGAUCAACCGGAAAAAAAUGAUGCUGUUGGAUCUGAGGUGUCAGAAGGUUUGCUUUCUUGGAUUGCGCAACCGAGGCGGAUUGACCGGGUACCGUUUGUUCCAGUGUCAAAUGAAAAGGAGCACGUUGAAGAGAGCAAUGUCGACGAACGUUAUAUGUCCGUUCGCGUUGUGCGUAGCGUACGUGAUUACAUCAAGAAAAAAGAGGGUAUCGAAUUGAUGGAGAGAAUCAAACAACAGCAACAAGCAGAAGUAUUGCAUUUC